CCAGGGGCCGUCCUGCUCCGGGGACAGAGUGGCUGGAGCUGCCCUGCUGACCGUGCCGGGUGGGCACCAUGGCGCAGACAGACGUGCUCCUGACCAAGCAGCCCGCCCCGCAGACGGUGCCGGCAUGCGAGCUGCCCCGCAAGCUGUACGAUGUGGCCCGCAACACGGGCGCCUACACGUCCUCGGGCCUGGCCACCGCCGGCUUCCGCACGGCCAAGUACCUGGUGGACGAGUGGUUCCAGAACUGCUACGCCCGCUACCACCAGGCCUUCGCCGACCGUGACCAGUCGGAGCGGCAGCGCCACGAAAGCCGGCAGCUGGCGGCCGAGACGGAGGCGCUGGCCCAGCGCACGCAGGAGGACUCCACCAAGAAGGUGGGCCAGCGGCUGCAGGACACGCACUGCUGGAAGUCGGAGCUGCAGCGCGAGGUGCACGACCUGGUGGCCGAGACCGACCUGCUGCUGGCGCAGAAGCAGCGGCUGGAGCGCGCCCUGGACACCACGGCCGUGCCCUUCAGCAUCGCCACUGACAACCUGCAGUGUCGCCAGCGGCGCCAGCACCCCGACCUCGUGCGCGACCACGUGGAGGUGGAGUUGCUGAAGGAGGCCGAGCUCAUCCGGAACAUUCAGGAGCUCCUGAAAAGGACAAUCAUGCAGGCCGUGAACCAGAUCCGGCUGAACCGGGAGCACAAGGAGACGUGCGAGAUGGACUGGUCCGACAAGGUGGAGGCCUACAACAUCGACGACACCUGCGCGCGCUACCACAACCAGAGCACCGACGUGCAGUUCCACCCGCACUCCACCAAGUUCGAGGAGAGUGCCUCCACGCCUGAGACGUGGGCCAAGUUCACCCAGGAAAACCUGUGCCGGGCGGAGCGCGAGCACCUGGCCUCGGCCAACCUGCGGGGGCUCAUCGACUGCAUCCUGCGGGACACGUCCGAGGACCUGAGGCUGCAGUGUGACGCCGUGAACCUGGCCUUUGGGAACCGCUGCGAGGAGCUGGAGGACGCGCGCCACAAGCUGGAGCACCACCUGCGCAAGACACUGCGAGAGAUCACGGACCAGGAGCACAAUGUCGCAGCGCUGAAGCAGGCCAUCAAGGACAAGGAGGCCCCUCUGAAGGUGGCUCAGACCCGCCUGUACCAGCGCUCCCUCCGGCCCAACGUAGAGCUGUGUCGGGACACCGCCCAGUUCAGGAAAUGGGGGCCUCUCUCCGCUUGCUCCAAAGGAGUCUGUCCCGCUGUCAGGAAUAGAGGAGCCCAGAGCCUCCGUGCGCAGCUGCCAUUGCUGGUGAGCGAGGUGGAACAGCUGAACGCAUCCCUUGCAGCACUGAGGGAGAAGCUUCUGGAAGCGGAGCAGUCGCUGCGCAACCUGGAGGAUACACGCAUGAGCCUGGAGAAGGACAUCGCCGUCAAGACCAACAGCCUCUUCAUCGACCGCCAGAAGUGCAUGACCCACCGCGCCCGCUACCCCACCGUCCUCCAGUUGGCCGGCUACCAGUGAUGGGGGCUGGCCCCGUGGUGGGCACCCCCACUCACCCAGCUGGACUCGUCCCCCACCCCUCAAAUAAAGAGCACAUUAGCUUUCUCCUCA
Messenger RNA from Equus quagga, 1592 nucleotides. It is a transcript of the gene TEKT4, whose product is annotated as tektin 4. Bases 69 to 1502 code for a protein of 477 amino acids. The transcript is spliced from 7 exons. Gene Ontology annotation, biological process: cilium assembly; cilium movement involved in cell motility. The record is from RefSeq and is a predicted model, not a curated record. NCBI's taxonomy places the organism in Eukaryota, Metazoa, Chordata, Mammalia, Perissodactyla, Equidae. Gene Ontology annotation, cellular component: nucleus; microtubule cytoskeleton; sperm flagellum.